CUUGCUUCCUUGUUCCCCAUCCAUUCUCUUUUUAUCUCGUCUUCCCGUCCGAGGUGUCAUGCCUUUCCCGAGCCGGGGUUGUCGUACGUGUAAACAACGUCGAGUUAAGUGCGAUGAAGCACGCCCAAUUUGCAAUAGAUGCCAGAGAGCCAAGAUUGUCUGCCACACUGUUAAAGAUGAGGGUAGCUUUGUGUUUCUGGAUGAAAAUGUAUAUGCAGCCGGCAGGAAGAAACGCCCAAGGGGACCGAACGUGAACUUCGGCACGACUACUUCGCAAGGAGUAUUGUCACCUCAAAUGUCAACGCAGUUUUCACAGAAUUGCUCUGUACCUCGGACUUUAUCUAUUCCUGUGGGAGAGCAAGCUUUGACUUAUUACUUUCACCAUUACGUUGAUGCUCCCCAAAGUCUGUCUGGGAUUAUGGACGGCCAUGUUAAAGGUGCCAUGAUCGAUGGCUGCUAUUCUCAGCCUGGAUCCAUUCUAAGUCUCGCCAUUUUUGCCAUUUCCCAUGCUACAUUCGGCCGAGCGAGAAAGAGCCAUGCUUCACUGGCUGUCGCAUCCACAAAGUACUCGAAGGCUUUGACGAAAACCAACCUGGCAUUAAGAAAUGACAGUAAAGCAAUGAAUGACAAAGUACUUCUUGCUAUGAUGCUUUUAAGUUACUACGAAAAUUCAGUGACUGGAAAAAUAUCAACCUCUCCUAGCCAAAGCAUCCAAACUGUGGCUUCACAAAGCUUUUAUCAUCUGGAAGGUGCCAUGGCUAUUCUCAAACUGCGAAGACAACAGCAGCAACGCACAGAGCAUAGCGCAGAGCUUGACAAACUAGUCCGACGGCAGUUGUUGCGGUCGAUACUUUUGCGAAGUAUUCCCGUACCACCUUGGCUGCGCGAUGGCUCACAAUAUGGAGAACAAGGCUUUGUGCUUGAGUUUGACGUCUGCAUGGUGCGAGCUGCCGAGCUAAGACAUCAAGCAAGCACGAUUCAGGCAGAAUCGGCAGCUGAGUCGUUUCCCGAGAGGUUCACUCGGAAGGUGAAACUUCGCAGUCUUUUAUCAGAAGCUCAGGCGCUCGACGAAGAUUUGGUUUCCUGGUCGAGUGAGCUGUCUCCGGAGGACCGCUAUAUCACCCACAUCAUUCAAACCGACAGGACUCAUGAGGUCAACAAGACAUUCGAUAACACUGUACAUGUAUAUGCUACGGUAUGGCAUGCUGGGAUGUGGAAUCGGUAUCGUGCUGUUCGUCUUGCAGUGAACGACGUUAUCUUCAAAACUCUGUUGGAGCUGAAAGACCCCGAUCUAAAUUAUGCCGAAGAAGCAGCCAAGUCGAGAACGAACAAACUGGCCGAUGACCUUUGUGCAAGUAUAUCAUAUAUGCUGGGUGAGGUUGUGCUAAGGCAUGAUAUCACCAUCGUCAGCAAGACUCCUACUUCACUCAGCUUCUCCGUCAAAGCAAGCACGGCGUCCUUCCUUUGCUGGCCGUUAGCUAUGGUGGCCAUGAUGCCCGGAUUAUCAUGCUCACAUCAAUUCUAUCUAAGAAGUCGUUUACUCGAUGUUAGCGAGAUUGUCGACGAUGGGUUAUUGAAAACAGUUGCGGAGGGCUUUCCGAAUAAAGUUUCUCAUGGAAUUGCGAAACUAGAACUAGGUGACUGUUACACAGAUAAGGGUUAG
Molecule: messenger RNA, 1663 nt
Organism: Mollisia scopiformis
Lineage: Eukaryota; Fungi; Ascomycota; Leotiomycetes; Helotiales; Mollisiaceae
Exons: 5
Coding region: 59-1663 (534 amino acids)
Biological process (GO): regulation of DNA-templated transcription
Molecular function (GO): DNA-binding transcription factor activity, RNA polymerase II-specific; zinc ion binding
Source: RefSeq, a predicted model, not a curated record